This is a messenger RNA of Epinephelus moara (kelp grouper), 7494 nucleotides long. RefSeq names its product RAS p21 protein activator 2 (gene rasa2). NCBI's taxonomy places the organism in Eukaryota, Metazoa, Chordata, Actinopteri, Perciformes, Serranidae. The transcript is spliced from 24 exons. Gene Ontology annotation, biological process: regulation of GTPase activity; intracellular signal transduction. The record is from RefSeq and is a predicted model, not a curated record. The coding region runs from base 351 to 2819 and encodes 822 amino acids.
AGGGUUAACCUAAUGCACUGGUGUGUAAAGUAGAUUAGCUCGCUAAGCUAACUAGCCCCACAAGUCAAAGUAUCAGUUCUCCGUCGUUGCAUAAUGAGCAGCUGCGCGGAGAGACUUUAAAUCCCCCUGUAAAGGCUCCUACCAUCUCCAGACUGAAGCGCUACGCAAAGCAAGACUCGACUUUUGAGGAAGCUCGGUGUUUCUCCAAACGUUUUGAGGCACCAGUGUGUACGGGACCUGACGUGACGCGGCAGUGGGGCUGGCUUUCCUCCACUCUGCCUGCAUUCAUAAACGGAUAUGAUAAACCAGCGCUGAAUGCACCGGAGCAGCGACAACAGUCAGCUCUCACCAUGGCGGAAGAGGACGACGCGAAGAUUCGGAUUUUACAGAGCCUGAGGGGUAAAAUAUGUGAAGCUAAGAACCUAGGUCCUGUCUCAGGUCCAAACCGACAAAGGGAUCUCUGCACCUUUUGCACCAUAAGUCUGGAUCAGGAGGAGGUGUUCCGCACCAAGGUGUUUGACAAAAGCGUCAGCCCUUUCUACGGAGAGGACUUCUACUUUGAGAUCCCACGUCCAUUUCAGUGUUUAUCCUUCUAUGUUUAUGCCAAGAGCGUUUUCCAAAGGGAGCUACCUGUUGGCAAGGUGUCAAUCCGGAAGGAUGACCUGUGUAAAUACAGUGGCAAGGAGCACUGGUUUAGCCUUCAUCCAGUAGAUCCUAACUCAGAAGUUCAGGGUAAAGUCCAUUUGGAGAUGCGACUGAAUGAAGUGAUCACAGAGAACGGCUCCGUAGGUCAACACUUACUUGUCCGGAUAAUAGAGUGCCAGGGACUGCCUUUGAUCAGUGGGCAGAACUGUGACCCCUACGCCACCGUGUCACUCAUUGGACCUGCCAGAUCUGACCAAAAGAAAACAAAGGUAAAGAAGAAAACCAGCAACCCUCAGUUUGAAGAGACCUUCUUCUUUGAGGUCACACGGUCCAGCAGCUACUCUAAAAAGUCUCAUUUCCAAGUGGAGGACGAGGACAUUGAAAAACUUGAGAUCAAAGUUGAUUUGUGGAACAAUGAGAAUCUGGCUCAGGAUGUGUUUCUGGGGGAGACGCGGGUCCCGGUCAAGAUCCUGCGGAGCGACCACAUCCACAAAGCCUGGUAUCUCCUCCAGCCUAAAGGGAACGGCAGCAAGUCCAAGUCUGAUGAUUUGGGAUCCUUGCGUUUGAAGCUGACCUACAUAGAAGACACGGUGCUGCCAUCUACCUGCUACACACCACUCUGCAACCUGCUGCUCAAAUCCCCAGAUGUGAAGCCCAUCUCGGCGUCAGCAGCACACAUUUUGGGGGACAUCUGCAGAGAGCGAUACGAGGCUGUUCUGCCCACGGUUCGACUGCUGCUCCACCACAAUCGCUUUGUGCCUUUUGUCUCUGCUGUGGCAGCACUAGAGCUGGAGAACACUCAGGAGGCUAACACUAUAUUCCGAGGCAACUCACUGGCAGCACGCUGCAUUGAUGACAUGAUGAAGAUUGUGGGAAAGAAUUACCUGGCGGUUACCCUGAAGCCUGUAAUAGAUGAGAUUUGUGAAUCCAACAAAACAUGUGAGAUAGAUCCGGUUAAACUAAAGGAAGGUGACAACGUGGAGGUUAACAAGGAGAACCUUCAGGGUUAUGUCCAGAAAGUCUUUUCCUCCAUCACACAGUCCAGCUCCAGCUGUCCCCCACUUAUGUGUGAUGUCUUCAGGUCACUGCGACACUUGGCCUGCAAACGCUUCCCAGCUGACCCACACGUUCAAUACUCGGCCGUUAGCAGCUUUGUUUUCCUGCGGUUCUUCGCUGUCGCUGUCCUUUCUCCACACUCCUUCCAGCUCCGCUCCCACCAUCCUGAUCCUGAGAUUUCCCGCACACUUACACUCAUCUCAAAAACAAUCCAGACGCUGGGCAGCUGGGGUAGUUUGUCAAAAAAACUGUCUAGUUUCAAAGAAACCUACAUGUACGACUUCUUCAAAUCAUUCCAAGAAGACAAGUGUAUCGAAAAAGUUAAAAAGUUUCUUGAUGAGAUCUCGUCAAACGUCAGCAAAGAGUCCAGUGGGCUGGAGGACGCAGUAGUUCUCAAGGAGGGGGAAGUACAGAAACGUGCCCAGGGCAGGAAACGCCUUGGCAAGAGAAACUUUAAAAAGCGAUGGCUCAGAGUGACCAACAGGGAGCUCUCCUACCACAAACAUAAAGGGAAAGAGGCCCUCUGCAUCAUCAGUGUCAAAAAUAUCCAGGCAGUGGAGAAACUGGAUGAAAGUGCCUUUAACCGCAAAAAUAUGUUUCAGGUGGUCCACUCUGAGAAGCUUCUGUAUGUGCAAGCAGGAAACUGUGUAGAGGCCAGUGAGUGGUUGGAGGUCCUGGGCCAGGUCAGCCGCUGCAACGAGGGACGCCUGUCCACCUACCAUCCGUCUAAUUACACCGGUGGAGCCUGGCAGUGCUGCAAAAACCAGAGUAACAACGCGCCAGGUUGUAAGCCCUGCACAGCCACCGUGCUGGCCAACCUGCAGCUGGACAUAGACUGUGACCGGGAAACAGAGAGAAUUUUCUCCCUCCUCUCCUCGAAUGAUACCAAGCUCCAGAACAUGGAGGAUGCAUGUGCCAGUAUGGCAGUGUAUCAGGGCCCUCAACGGGAGCAGGAGGAGUACUCCAAGUUCACCAUUCAGGAACCCAAAGAGACCUUUCAGACACUCAAACAGCUCCGAAACAUCAUGGAGGAACUUCAGAGGCAGCACAACAUGAGGAGUGACACCACGGCGCAGUACGGGAGCUUGGACAACCCCAUAGUAGGGAAAACCUCAUAACCCGGGUAGGAAGGUGUGGCCUGAAACAGCCAUACCAGCAGGUGUUGCUACACCACAGAGAGCCUGAAAGGGUCCUAACGGAGCCCCUGAGUUGUCCCAGAGAGAAAGCCCGCCGCGUGUCCAGGAGAAAAGUGAAUGAUACACCCUGACCUCCAGACAUCAUGAGUCCACUACAGCAGUGACCGCCUAAGAAGGGGAAGCAGAACAAGCUUCUCUCCUCAGCUCUUGAAAUGAAUGAACCCUUCGGUGUUGUCUUUGGCAGUACGUUGCCUCAUCUCCUCCCCUCCUCUGGUCCCUCAUAAAGAGACUCUCUCCUCGUCUUAAUUUAUGUCCUCUUGACGUCUACAGCUGUGUGAAAAAAGGCAUCAUUAGAUGGUGUGUGAAUAGGCUGCUAAUUUUUUUUAUUCACCCAAUAUUUUAUAUCAACAGCUGUGAUGAUGCUCUCCCAAAUCUUUUAAGGUUUUGCUCUGACAUCAGUCUUUAGAGCUGAUUUGAUAAUCAUCAUCUUUCUGGAGGAUCGUGCUCUAUCCGUGCCCCUUUUAUCUCUCUCUACUCUCUUAGUGUCCUUCCUCUUCUGAACAAAACGUGUACAUAUAUUUCAGAGGACAGUGAAGUAGAUGAAACCGAUCUGCCUUACUUUAAUGGAUGUUUCUUUCACAUUAAAUGCUGAGGGAAUAAUGCAGAAGCACUUUAAAUAUUUGGAGCACUCCAAAUGGAAAUGAUUAGAUACUUGGUAUCAGCUCCCCCCAUUUUGAUCAGUUACAUGAUCUCGAGUACAUUUUUUUGUUUCAUUCCUGUACAAUAACAUUUAUAGCCUGUAGAUUUUAAAAUAUUUUUCUUGACCAAAGACAAUUUCAUAGGUUUGACUUGAAAAAAAAAUUAAUUAAUGUAUUUUGAAUACAAAUGUUUUAAAAAUGGAGACAAAUUAUAUAUAUAAAUAUAUAUUUGGUUUCUGUGUAUGUUUUUGCUAACAUAUCCUUUUACUUUUUUGUGACUUAAAGGGUAACUUUGGUAUUUUUCAACCUUGACCCUAUUUGUCCAUGUUUCUGUGUCUAAGUGACUAACUGAAACAGUAACAGUUUUUGAACAUGGUCCAGUAUUGAGCAAGACUGCUGCACCUAGUAGCUGUGAAGCAGGCUGCGAUGAAGCAGCUCAGGGCAUUUGUGCACCAUCAGUUUACGUUUACCAAAAGUGCUUGUUUUGCCACUGACAGGUUGAACAACAUUAUGGAAAGGAUCCUUACAGAGAUGGACCUUUUUGUUAGAGAGUAAGAUCCUUUUUGUUUAACCAGAAACGGCCUCAAAAUCACUAUCACCAAAGCCACCAGACUCCUUUUUCAAAAUCAGUAAUUUAAGGAUGUCUGAAGCCGGCAUAUUUUCACAUUUGACUGGGUGAAUUGAGGGUUAAUUUCAACCAAACCAGAGAUGGUAAUGAAGCGUGUUUUACCACUAUGAAUUAAGUGUCUGUUUAAAUGGAGUCUGGUGCAUUUGAUGAUAAUAAUUUCUGGUUGAACAAAAAGGAUCUCAGGGUGCUUUCAGACCUAGAGUUGUCUUGCUUUGGUCCAAAUCAGGGACUAAUCUUGUUACAAAGUUGUAUAAUUGCCUAGAGUUGGUUCGUGUUCUCACAGCAGCAUUUACAAGCGGACCAGAUCAAAUGCCUUGUGCGAGAAAGCUGCUCUUGAUUGGUCAGAAUUUCGAUGUGGGAAAAAUCCAGGAAGUAAACAAAACGUUGAAGAAGAGAACACUUGCAAGAUAAAUGUGACACUUUCUAAUGUCACAAUGGAGGGACAACUACGCAGGUUGAUUUUAGCGCUGCUCAUCGUGGACUAUAUUGCUGUCAUUGUUCAUUUUAGUCAAACCAUACAGUUUGAAAACGAGGUGCGGCUCCAACUAGAAAACAAUGUUUUGAUGCAUUGGAUGUGCUGAAUGUGCAUAUUAAGGCAGUACAGGAGGAGGUGCACAUUAAUAAUCCUCCAGGACUGUAACAUGCUCAUGUUUAACACAAACAAUGUGUCAUGUGACUGCAGUUGGUUCGGAUCCAGGUCGGAACACGUUCUCACGACAAACGAACCACACCAGAGUUUGUUUGUAACCGGACUGAGACCACCUCUUCAAGAAGGUCUUGGUCCGGUUGUUUUGGUGCACACCUGACUGCGAUUGCUGUGUUCACACCUGCCCAAAGGAACCAUACUUAGGGGGCAAAAACAAAUGUAAGUUUGAUUGAACCGAACCAAACAGGGCAGGUGUGAAAGCACCCUUACUCUUUCAUAAAAAGGACUAUCGCUGUAUGGAACAAUGAGUCUGUCAAUGGCAAAAACAAGCACUUCUAGCAGAUGUAAACUGAUGAUGCAUGAAUGCCCCGAGUGGUUACAUUGCCUUUUUCGCAGCUGCUGGCUGAAGUGCUCUCGCUCAGCACUGGACCAACUUCAAACAUUUUGUUUCCUUUAGUCACUGAGGCACAAAAACAUGAAAAAGGUCCAGGGUGAAACCUGCUAAAGUUCCCCUUCAAAGGCGAGCAGACUGCAUGCAUUCAGUUUGGAAUCCUGAUAGCACAUGAUUGUGGUGUAGAGUUGUGUUUCCCUGUCAUUGUGAAUCGUACUGGUACGGUGUACAUCAGAUCUGUGCUGUCAUGUUGAGAGCAUUGCAACAUAUCUGUCGUGGCUUAUGUGAGAAAUGAUGGAGGAAACGCAGAAAGGAAUCAGUCAGACUAACAAAUUACCCCCCGUCAUCCCUGAAUUAGUGUAGACAAUCCCGGCAACUAACACUUUGUUUUCUUAUUUUUCAAAUCGGCAGCACUCCGGCUGUUUUACUUUGAAGUUUUGUGUGAAAUGUGGCUUUGAGUUAUCCACAAAGCUAGUUGCAGCACUCCACUGCCAAAACAGUCUAAAAAAAAAGAUAAAUUUAUUGACAUAAACAUUAUCAUGCUUUUAAUGUAAGUCAUAUCUUAGACACAUCUUUAUCCUAACAGUCAUAUCAUGCAGAAGCAGGGCUGCGUCUGAUCAAUACAGUAACAGAUAAUAGUCUGUGAGCUGCCUGCGUUAAUUAAAUCCAUAUCACAGGUUAUCAGAGCCCAUGAUGUCUAAAAACUAAGAUGUUUUUUUCCUCUUGGUCGAACAGAAUUUAGUUAGUUAUAUGAAACUGAAACAAGCAACCAAAUCCUUAAAAUUUUAAGAACUAAACCAGCAAAUUUUUAAUGUUUUUAUCGCUGAUUAUUUCUGUCGGUGGACUUAUUGAUUAAUCAACAAGUCAUUUUUGCGCUGGAGAAAACUUAUGAACAAUCAAACUCUUGAUUCAGUCCUGGUUUUAUCUUUUUCUUUCCCAUCAUUUGCCCAUUCGAACAAUGAAGUGUUGAAAAGAUACGAAAGAAACUUGAAUUUAUUUUAACAACAAAAGUUGUACAUGUAGUGCUGAUGAUACAGGGUUAACCAUGUUUUGUUUUUUUCUGUUUGCUGCCUGUUUUGUCUUUGGUCCGUCAUAUAUUUCUAACAUGCAUGUCUUGUAUAUUUAACAAUAUAUUUUUCUAGGAAAAUGUUUUUGUACCUUUUUUUUUUUUUUUUUUUUUUUAAACACUGAUUUGAUGUGUUGCUAAACUGCUACGGUACCUUGUUCUUUGUCUGCAGCGCUUUUUUUUUUGGCUUUUUCUUUCGUCCCUUUACUGACUGUACGUGGUCGUAGCUGCUGCCGAACCUCCACUUGUUGAUAGCUUAUCGCGGUGUUGCUGAAGUGAAUAUCGUGCGUAGUGUCCCACAGAGCUGCAGCUGGCACUGAUUAUGUCUACAUGCAGGUUGUCAGUGAAUGAGCUGCCUAAUCAGAGCCACAAAUACAACUGUAAGAUGAUUGAUUUUAAGAAAUUGAUCAUUGGAUUAACUUUGCCUGUGCUUGUGAACAGUUUCAGUUGGAAAAAAAUGACUGGACCAAAUUUCAUCAACAGUAUGUGGAUGUUAACAAGUCACAGCAUCAAGUUAUUGUUCUUGUGUAAGCUUGCAUGUCAUUGCUAGUUUUGAUACGGGCCAGUGAGCUAGCGGUUGAUGUCUUUUGGUUGUGUGCUCAUUUUCAUAUGAAGGUGAACGUGUUUUCCCUCCAUCACUGAGUUAUGCUUUAUCUGCUUUUAAUAAGGGAUUUGUUUUCUCCAUGUCUGCACGUCGUCUCUAAAAUAACAGUCCUUGACAGCAUGUGGAUGAGAUGCAUGUGGAAACACGUGCAGCGGCCUGGUAGUAGUUGAAAUACAUUAAGCCACAGUAAAAAUAAAAGGGAAAGGCUCAUACUUGCUUUGAUCUAUCAGAUUAAUACAUUAAUCAAGGCUGACUCACAUGUGAUGUGUGUUUCUGAGCACUUAAUAUUAAUUACAGAAAAGUCCAGGUUAAUGCAAGAAAAUGAAUCAAUUACAGGUGAAAAAUUGCGAAACAAUCUUCUUGUCCUGCCAAUCCACUCACAUCUGCUCUGUGACAGUCGCAGCACAGAGCAUGAUUAAAAUAAACAAUCUGUCAGAGGAUUUCACGGGAUGUUUUUCUGAAAUAUAAAAGCUCCUUCCUGUCCAGCGUAUCUCCGACUCAUCUCUUCUGAAUGUCUCCAUACUGCUUCGGUACAAUGUCUGUUCUUUUUAUACACAUGAGAUAUUUUAUUUUCCAUACAUGGUCUUUUCUGUGUCCAUUUGAAAUGAUUUACAAUAAACACUU